AUGAGAACACUAAAGUGGGACCCACUUUUUGACCCGGAGGAAGAAACUACAACAGCCAUAGCUUGGAUCUCUUUCCCAGAGUUGCCCCCGAAUUUUUUUGUCAAAGAAGCUAUUUUUUCAUUGGCAUCAGCCGUGGGUAAGUCUCUGCAAGUAGAUAUGGCCACGAAGAACCAAUCAAGACCCAGCUGUGCAGGAGUAAAGGUGGAAGUGAAUUUAUUAAGUGAUUUUCCUAAAAGGAUCAAGAUAGGGGUAAGGAAACACAGUACAGGAGAUGUAGUUGAGAAAUGGAUUAGAAUAAAAUAUGAUUAUGUUCCUAAAUAUUGUACAACUUGCAAAUUGCAAGGACAUGAUGAAAAGGCUUGUUAUAUUUUGCAUCCAGAAUUAUAUCCCAAGGAGGACAAAGAUAAUAAAGACAAAGUGCUUGAGGGGGGAAAGGAAGAUGAUAAAGGAAAAGGAACAGACAUCAAAGGCCAGCAAAAUGAGGAUGAACAGAUAUUCAAGGAGCAUAGGUUGAAAAAUAGAUUUGGUAGGGGAGUACAACAAAAAAGGACAGGGGUGACACAACAGUGGAACAAAAAAAUUAGGCCACAGGAGGAAGGUGUUGUGAUUACUGUGAACAAAUUUACUGCACUAGAGGUGGAAGAAGGACAAAGUGAAGAAAACACACAAAAAAGGACAAUGUCAGAUUUGGUGGAAGUGCAGAGGGGUAUAAGCAUAAAUCCAACUGGUGAACUAGUGGCAUGGGUUUCAACUCCUUUCAAAGAAGUUCAAUCAGUAGCAGACACGAAUGAGAUGCUAGAAGAUCUAAAUACACAGGAAAUUAGUGUUAUAAGGAACAAGGAGGAGGAUGAAGAGAUGGAGGAAAACAUUAAAAGCAUUGGCAAAGAGGGUGAUUUCUCACCCAGACUGUUGGACAGACUGAGAAGUGGACUAAGAAGAGCUAAACCAGGGAUUACAGUACCUUUACAGAGAUUGCUAGAUCUUAACAGAAGACAUCACUUUUCAUAUAUUGCUCUCUUUGAGCCAUUUCAAAAUCCAUCAGAAGUAGAGAGUUACAGGAGGAGAAUAGGACUAAGAAAUGCCCUAGUUAACUGUUCUUCAAAAAUAUGGAUAUUCUGGCAUGAAGAGUGGGAGGGACACAUCAUAUCAGACACUAUCCAACAAAUUACCGUGAGAUUCACUCACAUUGGCAGUCAAAAGCAGAUACUAAUGACAGCAGUUUAUGCUAGGUGCAGUGCAAUAGAAAGACUUGAAUUAUGGGAAGAUUUGGAGAAUGUUGUUGAAGGCAAUCACUUGCCUUGGGUGGUAGGUGGGGAUUUCAAUGUGAUACGAAAUGAAGAGGAAAAGAUGGGGGGGUUACCAGUGUCAAAUUUAGAGACUAUUGAUUUUGAGCAAUGUUUGAAUAGUUGUGCCCUUGAAGAGUUAAAGUUUAUAGGAAGUAAAUAUACAUGGUGGAAUGGAAGAAUAGGGGAGGCUUGCAUAUUUAAAAGAUUAGACAGAGUAAUGGGCAAUCAAAAGUUUUUUGAGCUACUCCCAGCUUCAGAAGUAGCACAUCUGCUGAGACAAGGGUCAGAUCAUGCACAUUUACUGGAUAAUUGGAAGAUUGAUUUUGUAGGGUACCCAUUUACAGAAGUACAUACAAAGAUGAAAAAAGUAAAGGUUGCUCUGGCAGAAUGGAGCAAAAAAGAAUAUGGGAAUAUUUUCCAGCAAAUUGCUACAUUAGAGGAUAUUAUUCAGGCAAAAGAAGCUCAACUGGAGGUUAGGCCUGAUGAAAAUUCAAGGGCAGAAUUGAAGAAGGCAGAGGCAAAGCUUAUUAGAUUCUUGAAUCUUGAGGAAGAAUAUUGGAAGCAGAAAUCAGGAUUGAGUUGGUUCAAGGAGGGGGAUAGAAAUACUAAAUUCUUCCACUCUUAUGUGAAAGGCAGAAGAAGGAGGAUGAAUUUAGAGGAGAUACACACUGAUCAAGGAGAUAUCAUUAAUGGGACACAGAGAAUUGGGGAAGAAGCUGUCAAAGUUUUUAAGAAGCAAUUCACUGAGGAGAGGGGAGACAGAGAUUAUAGCAUGCUGGAGAAUAUUCCUUCUUUGAUCACACAGGAGGAGAAUGACAAAAUCAGUAAACCACCAACGGAAGAUGAAGUAAAGGUAGUGGUGGAUGCCUUAAAUGGAGAUAGCACUAGUGGACCUGAUGGCUUCUCUGGGUUGUUUUUUCAGAAAUGUUGGGACAUCAUAGGCAAUGAUAUCACUAGAAUGGUGCAGGCAUUCUUUGCUGGACAAGAGUUGCCAAGGUAUGUUAUUCACACUAAUUUGGUGCUUAUACCCAAAAAAGAAAAAGUGGUGACUUUUUCAGAUUUAAGGCCAAUUAGUCUAAGUACCUUUUCUAAUAAAAUAAUCUCUAGAAUGCUUCAUGAAAGAAUUGUCGCAAUUCUCCCAAAGAUUAUUUCAAACAAUCAGGCUGGGUUUGUUAAAGGUAGAAGCAUCUCUGAGAAUGUGUUGUUAGCUCAGGAAAUUGUUAGGGACAUAAACAGAAGAAACAAGUUGCAUAAUAUUGUAAUGAAGUUGGAUAUGGCUAAAGCAUAUGAUAGGGUAUCUUGGGUGUUUGUAACAAAAGUGUUGAGAAAAUUUGGUUUCGGGGAGAGAGUGAUUGAUAUGGCCUGGAGGCUAUUAACUAAUAAUUGGUAUUUUAUACUGAUUAAUGGGCAAAAACAAGGGUUUUUCAAAUCCUCCAGGGGAUUGAAACAAGGAGAUCCAUUGUCUCCCACUUUGUUCAUCAUUGCUGCAGAAGUUCUACCAAGGGGUUUGAAUAAACUGCAUGAGGAACCUGAUUACAAAGGAUAUUGUAUUCCCAAGUGGAGCCCAGACAUAAACCAUUUGUCAUAUGCUGAUGACACCAUUUUAUUGUGUUCUGGACAUCACAGAUCUAUAAAGAAGAUGAUGAAAGUGCUAAGAGACUAUGAAUAUGUUUCUGGUCAACUGAUUAAUUUAUCUAAAAGUUUCUUAUAUCUUCAUGAGAAAGUGCCCAUUGCAGACUGCUCAAGAAUUAGGAAAGUGACAGGAAUAGGUCAGGGAACUUUUCCUUUCACCUAUUUGGGAUGUCCUAUAUUUUAUGGGAGAAGAAGAACAGAUCAUUUUGAAGAGCUGCUGAAGAAAGUACAAGGAGGUAUCUACAAACUCACUUUGGAGUGCAUUUAUGUGGAACAAAUACUGCAAGAAAGCCCAUCCUAUAAUGGCCAAAAGCUUACGGGGUUCUCAUAUUUGAAGGAAGAUGGUGCAGAUCAGAGAAGAGAAGAGAUAACAGAAUGUAUAGUAGAUACUGUUAAGCCAGAGUUAACAGAGGGGAGGAAUGAUAAAGCUUGGUGGAUGUUGAAAAAAAAUGGAGAAUUCAGUGUGAAAUCUGCUUGGGAGGGUCAAAGGAAGAAAAAGGAGAAAAGAAGAGACUUUGAAUUUAUUUGGGAUCCCAAAAUGCCUUUUAAAUUAUGUUUCUUCUUUUGGAGGGUGUGGAAAAGAAGAGUAGCUACAGAUGAUAACUUGCAAAGGAUGAAGAUACAGAUAGUCUCAAAAUGUUGGUGUUGUCAUGAAAGCAAAUAUGAGACUAUGACCCACCUUUUUCUAACAGCUUCUAUUGCCAACAAGCUAUGGAAGCAUUUUGCUAAUUGUGCAGGUAUAAACAUAGAAAGCAUGCAGUUGCAACAAGUAAUCACAACAUGGUGGACCAAAAAUGCUAACAUAAAACUAAUGGCAAUUCAGAGAGCAGUUCCAGCAAUGAUAAUGUGGGCUCUGUGGAGGAGAAGGAACACAAUCAAACAUGGAGGAAAAUGCAGUUAUAAUCAGAUGAAGGAGCAUAUCAAAGUUCAGAUACAUCUUUUAAUCAAGGUGAAAUACCCUUGGAUACAAAAGAUCCCUACAGAAUGGAAUAAUAUAGUCAAAUGUCUUAGUGAUUAG
Messenger RNA from Solanum tuberosum (potato), 3936 nucleotides. RefSeq lists its product as uncharacterized. NCBI's taxonomy places the organism in Eukaryota, Viridiplantae, Streptophyta, Magnoliopsida, Solanales, Solanaceae. Bases 1 to 3936 code for a protein of 1311 amino acids. The transcript is spliced from 7 exons. The record is from RefSeq and is a predicted model, not a curated record.